CGGCCCGGAAGCGGCAACGCUCAGUCAUUGACACGGCCUUUGCUCUCCGACGACGACUCUGCACGGCGCUCACGCCGCUGCAACCAUCGCCAUCGCAACGGUUGCGCACCGUUCGCGCAACGCCGGCAACGCCUACGUCCUUCAUUACGUGCCGCAUACGCCCCCUUGGAGCCGCCCCUCGUGGGCCCCUAUCCCGCCGAGAAAAUGGCCAUACUCAAAAGCAUCCGCCGCCACUGCACCGCCACCACGUCAAGUCGAGCUGCUCUUUCUCUACCUUACCACCAUCACCUUCCAUCCACCCGACUCGUCGCUCACGAUGCACUUUGUCGAUGAAUCCGCCUACGCCAAACCCUCUCUCCUCGAAGUCGGCAAUCCCUUCAUCGCCUUCGCCGUCGCCGUCGCCGUCUCUGUUCGUUUGAUCGACCAUUCAUCCCUUGCGACACCGCUCCUCGCUCUUGCCUACGUCACCCUCGUCCCGAUAAUCCUUACGAGUAUCUUCCUCGCAGCGGCAACCAUUAGCACUGCCUAUCGCUGGUUCACGUCUCGCGUACUGCGCAAUGACCCCUGGCAUUACAUUCCUGAGCCCAAGGGACCCCAGGGGACGCUUGCGGCAAAGCUCUUUGCUGUGCUCGGGCAUAUACCCCAGCUGCGGGCGGCUGAUCCUACGCAGACAAAUCUGAAGUGGGCCAAGGAGCUCAACUCGUACGUCUAUCUAUACCGAGGCUUCUUCCUCCAGCCCCGCGUGGUAAUGAGCGACCCCAAAGGCGCCAUGUAUAUCAUGGGCCAACAGCGCGCCUACGACUAUCCCAAGCCACGCGAGCUGCGCCGCUACCUCGUCGCCUUGAUUGGCGAUGGUCUCGUCACCAGCGAAGGAGACGGUCACCGCAAGCAGCGAAAGAUCACCGCGCCCGCCUUCACCGUUGCCGCUGUACGCUCCUUCAUUCCUGCCUUUUAUCAUCACACCAAUCGACUUGUCACGGCUCUUAAUCGGGAAAUUGACGCCACAGAGGGCCCAAGCGACAGACCCUUCCUCAGUGGUCAGAGCCAGUACGCCGCAAAGGCCUCACGACACCUUGCACCCGUUGUUGACAUGGCCUACUGGCUCGGCAAGGUUACCUUAGACAUGAUUGGCGAAGUGGGAUUCGGCUACGACUUCAACAAUGUCAAUCUCGAGGAGCCAGGCAAGCAGGGCCAGCUGGCAGAGGCGGCUUACACUCUCAUGCGCAGCUUGGAGACCAUGACCCUAAUCGACUUCCUUCGCGCUUAUCUCGCCAGUAGACCAGGCCUCUUCUGGCUAGACAAGAUCCUCCCCGCCCCUCAGCGCCACCGUAAUGCUGCGGCCGUCUCGGAGGUGGUCGAACGAUACUCCAACGAGAUCAUCGCCAAGAAGAAGCAGGCCAUCGAAGAGGAGAUCGCAGCUAUGGGCUUGCAGGCCAAGAAAGGCGCAUUGGGCAAGGCAGAGCUUGACGAGGUCAUCGGAUCGACUACUCCUCAAAUGGCCGCCACCGCUCAGCUACAUGGCGGAGCAAACGACACGGACGCCGACGCGAAUCGACCUCGCGCCAAGGAUCUCCUGCACCUCGUCAUGCGAGCGAACAUGGCUGCGGACCUCAAGCCCUCCGACAAGCUCAGCGACGAUGAGCUCCGCGGCAGCCUCACCUCCAUUCUUAUGGCCGGCCACGAGACUACGGCCACGCAGACCAUCUGGGCCCUUUGGGAGCUCGCGGCCCGCCCAGCUGUGGUACGCAAGUUGCGCGAAGAGAUCGAAGACUACUUUGGCAUGGAGACGACGGUAGACUACGACACGCUGCAUCGCAUGCCUUAUCUCGAUGCCGUCUGCAAGGAGACGAUGCGUUUCUGGACGCCCAUAGCCAUGACGGUGCGUGUGGCGCAAAAGGACGACGUCGUGCCCUUGGGCAAGAGUUAUCCGUGCAAAGCUGGGUCCGGCUCUUCUACUUUCAACCACGUCGUCGUCAAAAAGGGGCAGGAAGUCGUCAUACCCAUCGAUGUCAUCAGCCGCAGCGAAGACGUUUGGGGCCCUACAGCCGGUGAAUUCAUCCCAGAGCGCUGGUUCGAAUGCAACCUGCCCGCCACAGCAAAGGAGAGUGGUAUGCCCCUUCACCUCAUGACCUUCCUUGUAGGCCCGCGCUCCUGCGUGGGGCAACGAGCUGCCAUCGCCGAGUUCAAGAUCCUUCUUUCGGUGCUACUUCGCGAAUUUGACUUCGAACGCGUAAACGAGUGGGCAGACAACAUGCAGCCCAAGCACAACAUCAUCGUGCGACCCAUUUUCCGUGGGCAGGAAGAGGUGGGAGUGCAGAUGCCGCUGCGCAUCAAGAGAGCGCAAGGCGCCAGGCAGCGUAGCGGGAGCUUGUUGUUCUCGGGAGGCGUGGGAGGGCCAGACUCGCCUACGAAGCCGACGGUUAAUAGGGACCCCAAUUGGACGUCGGGAAGGAGCAGCCCUGUCAAGACGACGACGCUUGGAUAGUGGGUCGUAAUCACGGGGGUCGUCAUCACGGCGCUAGUCGGUUUGCCACGGACGCGUCUCAGGUCUCAUUCAGCUUGCCUCUCUCUUCUUCACUCGACGCCUCGCUAC
This is a messenger RNA of Jaminaea rosea, 2593 nucleotides long. Its product is annotated as cytochrome P450. The transcript is spliced from 2 exons. Lineage: Eukaryota; Fungi; Basidiomycota; Exobasidiomycetes; Microstromatales. The record is from RefSeq and is a predicted model, not a curated record. The coding region runs from base 317 to 2485 and encodes 722 amino acids. Gene Ontology annotation, molecular function: heme binding; oxidoreductase activity, acting on paired donors, with incorporation or reduction of molecular oxygen; monooxygenase activity.